CUUCGGUGGCUGUCACUCACGCGCUCUGUCGCUCGGCAGCUCGCGCCCGUGUAAGAUGACCGGAAAGGUGCAGUGACUGACCGGCUCCCGUUUUGUUUGUUGUUUUUCAGUCAUUUCGCCAUGUUUCCGGUUUUGUUUGCUUUCCGUGUAAGCGACAGGGAUUUCGAAAUGAGUCGUCCGAGGGAAACAUGGUUACGUUUUCGCCAUGGCAACCGUCGCUAAGGCGUCACGUUCGCCGUAGAGCCGUUUUAUUCGCCCUCAGCAAUCUCAGCACGCGCGCCGUUUCACAGACUGAGCAUCGACUCAACCCGGUUCGGACAUGGAGGCGGUUCUGGAGAGGGAGUGCAGCGCGCUCGGGGGACUGUUCCAAACAGUCAUCACCGACAUGAAGGGCAGCUACCCAGUGUGGGAGGAUUUUAUCAGCAAGGCUGGAAAGUUGCAGGCGCAGCUCAGGGCUACGGUUGUGGCAGUCGCUGCUUUCCUUGAUGCCUUUCAGAAGGUCGCAGACUUGGCCACAGGCAGCAGAGGUGCGACCCGGGACAUCGGUUCAGCUCUGACCAGGAUGUGUAUGAGACACCGCAGCAUCGAGGCCAAACUCAGACAGUUUUCAAUGGUGUUUGUGGACUCACUGAUUAACCCACUACAAGAGCAGAUGGAGGAGUGGAAGAGAGUCGCCAACACUAUGGAUAAGGACCAUGCCAAAGAAUACAAACGAGCACGGCAAGAGAUCAAGAAGAAAUCUUCAGACACACUAAAACUGCAAAAGAAGGCAAAGAAAGGGCGUGGGGAUCUCCAGCCGCAAGUGGACAGCGCUCUUCAGGGGGUGAGCGAUAAGUACGCAUCGCUGCAGGAGACGGAAAGACAGGCCGUGAGGAAAGCUCUGAUUGAGGAAAGAGCACGAUUCUGCACCUUCGUCUCCAUGCUCAGACCUGCCAUCGAAGAGGAAGUGUGUAUGCUGGGUGAGAUCACGCACCUGCAGUCGAUUUCUGAUGAUCUGAGGUCUUUGACGAUGGACCCUCACAAGCUGCCUCCCUCCAGCGAACAGGUGAUUGCUGAUCUGAAAGGCUCAGAGUGCAGCUGGUCAUAUCAGACUCCGCCCUCCUCUCCCAGCACCACCUCCAGGAAGUCCAGCAUGUGUAGCAGUCUGAACAGCGUGAACAGCAGCGAUUCCCGUUCAAGCAGCUCUCAUUCUCACUCUCCCACAUCACAUUUCCGUUACCGAGGCUCCGCCCUCCCACAGCAAGGCUCCGUCCGCCUUCCCAGUGUCUCCUCCCACGACUCGGGCUUCACCUCUCAGGACACCUGUCAGUCAAAGAGCCCCUCCCCUAUGCCUCCAGACGGGAGCGUACAGUGCUCUGACUCAUCCUGCCCUGAUGAAUCAGCUCAGCCAAUCACAGACAGCCUCACUCCCACAUUACCUGACUCCAACACCAACACUGAAGACAAGUUGGUAAACAGCAGCUCGUCACAGUUUAAUUCAGUGGACCCUUCCCUCUUCAUCAUUCCAUCAUCUCCACCUUCCUCAUCACACACUCCUGGCCCUGCAUGGGCGUGGUCUCAGCCUGGCUCCUCCCCAGAGGUGGAUUUCGAGUCAUCUUUUCCUGUGGGUCCCGGCACCUUUCCCCUCUCACACAGAGUGCCCAGCUGGAAGGACUGGGCCCGGCCGGGUCCGUAUGACCAGCCGAUGGUGAACACACUGAGGAGGGUGAAGGAGAGAGCGAGGGAGAACAAUGAGUGCAGCAGCUCCAGAGAUGAAGCUCAGAAAGCCAGCUUCAACUCCAGCACUCUCAGUAAACCCAGGGAUGAAGCUCAUGAGGAGCUGGCCGUGUGUCUGUCUCGUGGUCUGUCGUUGGAUAUACCACGCAGCAGCCGGGAAUCCGUUCAGGGUUCCAGCGGCUACAGCACACAGACCAACACGCCCUGCUGCAGCGAGGACACAUACAUAUUUGAUUACGAGUGCUUGCCAGGCGGCGGAGACCAAGACGGAGAGACGCAGGAUUGUGACGGGCCCGCCUUAGCUCUGCAGAACAUAGACAUCAGCCAGUCGUAUCGCAGAACGUUGCCAGCCAAGCGCCCUUCUCCCUGUGGGCCAGUCAGCAUCACACCGGGUGUGGCCACAAUCCGGCGCGCGCCCACCUCGAAGCCGAGCCUGUGGCGCGGGCCGAGCGUUCACGGUCCGAUCCCCAUCAAAACCCCCGUCAUUCCUGUUAAGACACCCACCGUGCCCACAGCACUCUGCAGCGAGGACGCAGAAAACACCAGUGAUCCCUCUCCAUCACCCACACAGCUCACACCCAACUCUGUCAGCCAAUCAGAUCCUCCGGCACAGCAGAACGAAGCUGGGCAUGACGAGCAGGAGGGCAGCAUGCUGUCAUCUAUUCGCCGAGGCGUGAGCCUCAAAAAAGCAAUGACCAACGAUCGAUCCGCCCCGGUUCUCGAAUAAAGAGUGCCGCUAAUGACGACGCCGACUCCUCCUCGACCAAUCAGAACUCAGACGUAGCUGGAGGUUUUUAGCAACAGUGCUAAUGUCACAUGUAGGAUGGGUAAAGUAGUACAUGUGUUUCACAGCGAUUCAGUACAUUUAAGAUGAGAUGUUAAUGUUCUAUCAUAUUCCACAAUAAUGACAUGUAGUGGCUUUGUACAUACAGAUAUAGAGCAUCUGGUUUGAAGUGAUUGUUUCACUGUUGAUUAUAUUCUAGAGCUUUCUCCACUAUAGGUGCCAAAACUUUGUGCCUCAUAUUGUAUUUGCUUAUCUCACUCGAAUCAGGAGUUGCAGAACCGCAAUCAGAGCUGCGCUGGACGUUUACUCGUGAAGAGCGUGUGCAUUUUGUACGUUAUAUCAGGUGUGUGGAGGUUGAAGAACUGCAGCAGUUCCUGAAGAGGGGGGGGGGAGAGACAAACACAUUUCUCUCAGACAGGACCUGGAGUAGCUUAAAGCAUGGUAUCUUCUGUCAAAAACAUUCAACUCUGGUGCGUAAUUUUCACGUUUCGCCGUGCUUCAGUGCCCGUGACGAGCACGCGGAGAUCAGCGGUAACAGACACUCGAAUGUUCUUGUGCAUGCAGCCCACAUGACGACAGCAGGAGCAACUCGAGAAUGGAAAUCACUGACUUUUCUAGUAUCUCUAUCUUUUUAAACGUCAAAUGAACUCUCAAAAGUGUACUAAACAUCCGCCGGAUGCCUUUUAUGGUGUGCCAGGAUGACGACAUCACCGAAAUCCUAAACCGGACUCUGCUUUCACACACACUAGCAUAAUUUAGACAAUUUCAAAUCCCAUUGAGGUUAUAACUAAGGAAUAAAACACAAAACGGCAUGCUGUCGUAUUUCCUAAUAACAGCACAGCUCAAAGUGUUUUAUUCCUCUUAGAUCACAGCCAUUUUCCAAUGAUUAGUUGUUUUUUUUAUUAUUAUUAAUUAAAUAAUUGUCCUUUUUAUCGUUAUAGAAGUAUAGAAUGUCUCAAAACAAAUCAGUUCCCAUUGUCUCUUACGUUAUAGCAGCUAUAAACCAUCAUUCUCUCACCAGCCUCUCUUUUUUAUGGUUUGACAAAAAAAAAAAACCCACAGCUUGUCCUGUUACCGAGAAGUCCUCUGUCCUAAAAAAGAAAAAAAAAAUACUACGAAUAAAAAAAAAAAAUAGUAGUUAUAGCUUUACCUCUGACUGUUACUGAUCUGACACCGGACCGGAGACUCCUUCCAGAAAUGUGAAACAAAUAUCUCCCUACAAAAAAACUUUACUCCAUCAACGAUCGCACGCAUCUUUUAAACCAGUUAAACGUCUCUGCGUACGUUGUUACUAUAGUAACCAUGACACAUUCGAACGAGCACACUGGUACAAACCUGGACCGGCUGUCGUAGAGAAUCGGAACCAAUCCGAUCUGAAAAUUCUGCAGUGUGCACUUUUAUAUUGUAAAGCUAUGAGACGAAUGUAGCUAGCAAAUAAUAUAUAUAUUUAAAAAAUUGGGACGCUGUGUAAACUAAUUAAAAACAAUGUGAUAAUUUGCAAAUCAUGGAAACCCGAUAUUUAACUGAAAAUAGUACAAAGACAACAUAUCAAAUGUUGAAACUGAGAACUUUUGUUUUUUGUAAAAUAUAUGCUCAUUUUGAAUUUGAUGUCAGCAGCAUGUUUCAAAAAAGUUGGGACGGGGGCAUGUUUAACACUGCGUUGCAUCACCUCUACUUUUAACAACACUAAACGUUUGGGAACUGAGGAGACCAAUUGCUGUAGUUUUGAAAGAGAAAUGUUGGCCCGUUCUUGCCUGAUGUACAGUUUCCUUUGUCAUAUUUUUGGCUUCAUAAUGCACCAAAUUUUUUUCAAUGGGAGACAGGUCUGGACUGCACUGCAGGCAGGCCAGUUUAGCACCCGGACUCUCUUACUACAGAGCCAUGCAGUUUUAAUAUGUGCAGAAAGCAGUUUGGCAUUGUCUUGCUGAAAGAAGGAAGGCCUUCCCUGAAAAAGAUUUGGUCUGGAUGGCAGCAUAUUGCUCUGAAACGUGUAUAUAUCUCAUCUCAUCAUCUCUAGCCGCUUUAUCCUGUUCUACAGGGUCGCAGGCAAGCUGGAGCCUAUCCCAGCUGACUACGGGCGAAA
Neoarius graeffei (lesser salmon catfish) is the source of this 4583-nucleotide messenger RNA. Its product is annotated as protein MTSS 1-like. Gene Ontology annotation, molecular function: actin binding; phospholipid binding. Lineage: Eukaryota; Metazoa; Chordata; Actinopteri; Siluriformes; Ariidae. Gene Ontology annotation, cellular component: actin cytoskeleton; cytoplasmic side of plasma membrane. The transcript is spliced from 15 exons. Gene Ontology annotation, biological process: adherens junction maintenance; positive regulation of actin filament bundle assembly; plasma membrane organization. The record is from RefSeq and is a predicted model, not a curated record. The coding region runs from base 320 to 2443 and encodes 707 amino acids.